AUGAUGGCAUUUGAGCAGAUACCAAGAAAGGACUGGUACAGCAUUCUGGGGGCAGAUCCAUCUGCAAGUGUGGCAGAUCUAAAACAAAAGUAUCAAAAACUCAUUUUAAUGUAUCAUCCAGACAAACAAAGUGCUGAUGUGCCAGCAAAAGCAUUGGAGGAAUGCGUACAAAAGUUCAUCGAAAUUGACCAGGCGUGGAAGAUUCUAGGGAAUGAGGAGACAAAGAAAGAGUAUGACCUGCAGCGGCAUGAUGACGAUCUAAGAAAUAUUGGACCAAUAGAUGCAAAAGUGUAUCUUGAAGAAAUGUCCUGGAAUAAAGAUGAUCAGUCUUUCUUUCUGAGCUGCAGAUGUGGUGGAAAAUACAUAGUUUUCAAGGAUGAAGCAGAAGAAGUCAACCUGAUUUCUUGCGAUACAUGUUCACUAAUUAUAGAACUUCUUCACUGUACCUGA
Messenger RNA from Chrysochloris asiatica (Cape golden mole), 450 nucleotides. It is a transcript of the gene DNAJC24, whose product is annotated as DnaJ (Hsp40) homolog, subfamily C, member 24. The coding region runs from base 1 to 450 and encodes 149 amino acids. The transcript has 4 exons. The record is from RefSeq and is a predicted model, not a curated record. Gene Ontology annotation, molecular function: ATPase activator activity; ferrous iron binding. Gene Ontology annotation, biological process: positive regulation of ATP-dependent activity. Lineage: Eukaryota; Metazoa; Chordata; Mammalia; Afrosoricida; Chrysochloridae.